ACAGGGCCCGCCCCGCUUCCUUCCGGGAUAAAUUCUGGCCGCACCGCCUCCGUGUGCACGUGUUGUCGCCGCUGUUGUCCCCAGCUUGUCCGCGGACCCCUGCGGCCUGCAGCCAUGGCACCCGGCCAGCUCGCUUUAUUUAGUGUCUCUGACAAAACUGGCCUUGUGGAGUUUGCCAGGAACUUAGCUUCUGUUGGUUUGAAUCUGAUCGCCUCUGGAGGGACUGCAAAAGCCCUCAGAGAUGCUGGUUUGGCAGUCAGAGAUGUCUCUGAGAUAACUGGAUUUCCUGAAAUGCUAGGGGGGCGUGUAAAAACCUUGCAUCCUGCAGUCCAUGCUGGAAUCUUGGCUCGUAAUAUCCCAGAAGAUAGUGCUGACAUGGCCAAACUUGAUUUCGAUCUUAUAAGAGUUGUUGUUUGUAAUCUGUAUCCCUUUGUGAAGACAGUGGCUUCUCCAGGUGUAACUGUUGAAGAGGCUGUUGAACAUAUUGACAUUGGAGGGGUGACUCUGCUGAGAGCAGCAGCCAAAAACCACGCUCGGGUGACGGUAGUAUGUGAGCCAGAGGACUAUGCAGCCGUAGCCUCAGAGAUGCAGGACUCCAACAGCAAAGACACAUCCUUGGAGACGAGACGCCUGUUAGCCUUGAAGGCUUUUACUCAUACAGCACAGUAUGAUGAAGCAAUUUCAGAUUACUUCAGGAAAGAGUACAGUAAAGGAGUAUCUCAGAUGCCUCUGAGGUAUGGAAUGAACCCUCAUCAGACUCCUGCCCAGCUGUAUACCCUGAAGCCCAAGCUCCCUAUCACAGUUCUGAAUGGAGCCCCUGGAUUUAUAAACUUGUGUGAUGCUUUGAAUGCCUGGCAGCUGGUGAAGGAGCUCAAAGAAGCUUUAGGCCUUCCAGCCGCUGCUUCUUUCAAACAUGUUAGCCCAGCAGGUGCUGCCGUUGGAAUUCCACUUAGUGAAGACGAAGCCAGCGUCUGUAUGGUCAAUGAUCUGUACAAGACCCUCACACCUAUAGCCACUGCAUAUGCAAGAGCAAGAGGGGCUGAUAGGAUGUCUUCCUUUGGUGAUUUUGUUGCAUUAUCUGAUGUUUGCGAUGUCCCUACUGCCAAAAUUAUCUCUAGAGAGGUAUCUGAUGGUAUUAUUGCCCCGGGCUAUGAAAAUGAAGCUUUGAAAAUACUUUCCAAAAAGAAAAAUGGGAAUUACUGUGUUCUUCAGAUGGACCAGUCUUACAGUCCAGAUGAAAAUGAAAUUCGAACUCUUUUUGGUCUUCGUUUAAGCCAGAAGAGAAAUAAUAGUGUUGUCGACAGGUCACUGUUUAGCAACAUUGUUACCAAGAAUAAAGAUUUGCCGGAAUCUGCGCUCAGGGACCUCAUUGUGGCCACCAUUGCUGUCAAGUACACUCAGUCUAACUCUGUGUGCUAUGCCAAGAACGGGCAGGUUAUUGGCAUCGGAGCAGGACAACAGUCUCGUAUACACUGCACACGCCUUGCAGGUGACAAGGCAAACUAUUGGUGGCUUAGACAUCACCCGCAAGUGCUUUCCAUGAAGUUUAAAACUGGCGUGAAGAGAGCAGAAAUCUCCAAUGCCAUCGAUCAGUAUGUUACUGGAACUAUUGGCGAGGGUGAAGAUUUGAUUAAGUGGAAGGCACUGUUUGAGGAGGUCCCUGAGUUGUUAACCGAGAAAGAAAAAAAGGAAUGGGUUGACAAACUUAAUGAAGUUUCCAUCAGCUCUGAUGCUUUCUUUCCUUUCCGGGACAAUGUAGACAGAGCUAAAAGGAGUGGUGUGGCCUACAUCGCUGCCCCUUCUGGUUCUGCCGCUGACAAAGUUGUGAUCGAAGCUUGCGAUGAGCUGGGAAUAAUCCUUGCUCACACGAAUCUCCGGCUCUUCCAUCACUGACUUCAUCAAUAACAUUAUUUUGUACCCUGCCUAUGUGUAGGUAAAAAAUCAUAUAUGGAAUUUUGAAAAUAACCUUUUUUAAAAGUAAAGCAUUAAAUUUUCAUAAUCUUCGGUCUAUACUGUCUUAGUUAUAGGCACUGUCUUGAUUAUUGUAACUUAAUAGUAAAUAGUGAAAUUGGGUAGUGUGAGUCCUUCACAGUAGUCUUUUGGAAGGAUUUCUUGGCUAUGUCCAGGUCCUUGUUAUUUCCAUAUAAAUUUUCAAAUCAGCUAGUCUGUUUUUACAGUAAAAACCUCUUGAGAUUUUAAUUGGCAUUGCACUGAAUCUGUAGAUCAGUUUGUGGAGAAUUGAUGUACCAUCUUUUUUCCCUUUGAAGGUUGAUCCCCUCUGGUUCCCACCAGCUUUUGGUUGCUUUACAGGACCUUCAAAUAGACCUUUUAAAUAUUUUUGUCCAGUGUUCAUAAUCAUCUACAGGUGGAUUCGUCCAAAAAUUUACACCAAUAAAUACAGUAAUUUCUAAUAAUUGGCUUAAAUAGCGUCUAUAUUUCUAAGUCAUUUCUAGCAAAGUAUUUCCCCCCCUAGGAAUUUGACCAUUUUAUGUUAAGUUUUCAAAGUUGUUAAUUAGCAUAUAGUUGUAAGUAGUUUUCUGAAUUUUUAAAAGAUCUUUAUUAUGGAUGUUUUGGGAUGAAUACAAAAUAGUAAAAUUCUGUGUAUCCAUAAUAUCUCAUGACUGCUUGAGUUUUAUCUACUUUUUCCCCACUUGCAAUGCCUAAACACUAUUUUGAAGCAAAGUCUGUAUAUUUCAUUCGUAAAUAUUUCAAUCAAUUAAUAUAAAAAUAAAGUAGAAAAUAAUUUUUAAAAGGAAUAUUCUCACACUUUAGAAAAUACAUGACUACUUCUAUCGACUGAGAGCACCAAGAAGUAUGACACCCCAGGGGCAAUGAACAUAACUGAUGCUAAGGUCGUGGUUUCUAAUGCCACUAUCUAAAAGGAGCCAGGACUCCUUGAAGAAAUAGCUUACUGCAGUCUGAGCAGAAAACCCAUAACAAAACAUCUGGAUCAAUAAACAGUGUAUUUAAGUUGGGGGAGUGUCUAGGGCCCAGGAAGAAAAACAUCAGCCCUCACUCAUGUAUGAACCAUCCACUGAGGGCAGCUUAUACCAUCCUGAUAGCUCUAGGGGCAGCUUCUUACUAAAGCCCAGUCUUUGUCCCCUCCUCAGAGCAAAAGUUCCUGCAGGUCUUCAAGUGCUUCCAUUCUUGGACACUCCUAAAGCUCGUUUUUGCUACACACCGUGCUAGGCACAAGUUUACUUUGAAAAAUAAAUGUAAUAAACCAUGCCUGUGUGGAAAGUGCAUUAAACAUCUGUAGCUUAAAGAAUCUUUUUUUUUCAGCCAUGCUGUGUGGCUCGCAAGAUCUUAGUGCCCUGACCAGGAAUUGAAUGUGGGCUCCAGCAGUGAAAGCGAAACGUUCUCUUAACUGCUGGAUCACCAGGGAAUUCCCAAGAGUCAUUUUUAAAUACAUAUAUCACCAUCAAUGAGGUGAAAAAGAAUUUUGCCAGCAGUUCCCCUGCCGUUCCCCCUCCUCACCAUACCUGUUCUUGACUAUGGCCCUUGCUUUCCUUCUAGGACACCACCUUUGGGCCGUUUAUAAUAAUCACUACCCUGUUUGAUACUCACCAGUUUGGUGAUCUUGGGGACAUGUCUUGUGUUCAUUGCUCAGUCGUGUCCAACUCUUUGUGAUCCCAAGGACUGUAACCCAGCAGACUCUCUGUCCCUGGGGUUUUCCAGGCAAGAAUACUGGAGUAGGUUGCCAUUUCCUCCUCCAGGAGAUCUUCCCAACCCAGGGGUCAACCCCAUGUCUCCUACAUUAGCAGGCAGAUUCUUUACCAAGUCACCAGCCUCUUGGAGUUUUGUUUUCUCAUCUACAAAAUGGAGAUGGAUUUGCUCUCAGAGAGGCUGAGUAGCUCCUGAUUAUUAGCACGCAAUCCAGGGUUAGUUUAUCAGGUUCAGGUUCCAACUUUGUUACUAACAACCUGUGUGGCGUUAGGUGAUUCACUUAGACUUUCUUCUUAUAAAGUGAUGUUGCGGUACACAACUCUUAGGGUUGCCCUGAGGAGUAAAUGGAACAAAUGUUUAAGAGCACUUAGAACACCACCUGGGGUGUGAUAAAUACUAUUCAUAAAACUGUGUAUUGCUUUCAUAAUGCUUUUGUGUGUAUGGAGCAUAAACGGUAAUGGAAGAUGAUAUUAAAAAUGAUGGAAAUUGGA
Messenger RNA from Dama dama (fallow deer), 4157 nucleotides. It is a transcript of the gene ATIC, whose product is annotated as 5-aminoimidazole-4-carboxamide ribonucleotide formyltransferase/IMP cyclohydrolase. Bases 115 to 1893 code for a protein of 592 amino acids. Gene Ontology annotation, biological process: 'de novo' IMP biosynthetic process. Gene Ontology annotation, molecular function: phosphoribosylaminoimidazolecarboxamide formyltransferase activity; IMP cyclohydrolase activity. Gene Ontology annotation, cellular component: cytosol. The transcript has 16 exons. The record is from RefSeq and is a predicted model, not a curated record. Lineage: Eukaryota; Metazoa; Chordata; Mammalia; Artiodactyla; Cervidae.